GCCGGGGCAUGCGCAGGGCGGGGAGACCUUGGCGAGGUGGCGGAGGUGCUCGGCGGAGGUGAAAGCAUUGGCUGAAAGGGAAGGCAAGGGGAAAAAUGCAGAGCUGGAGCCGUGUGUACUACUCUGUGGCCAAGAGAGGCCAUUUCAGUCGAACAUCUCAUGGCCUACAGGGAGUUUCUGCAGUGCCUCUGAGAACUUACGCAGAUCAACCAAUUGAUGCCGAUGUAACAGUGAUAGGUUCUGGUCCUGGAGGAUAUGUUGCUGCUAUUAAAGCUGCGCAGUUAGGCUUCAAGACAGUCUGCGUUGAGAAAAAUGAUACACUUGGUGGAACAUGCUUGAAUGUUGGUUGUAUUCCUUCUAAGGCUUUAUUGAAUAAUUCUCAUCUUUACCACAUGGCUCAUGGAAAAGAUUUUGCAUCCAGGGGAAUUGAAAUGCCUGAAGUUCGCUUGAAUUUAGAGAAGAUGAUGGAGCAGAAGAGUACUGCAGUAAAAGCUUUAACAGGUGGAAUUGCUCACUUAUUCAAACAGAAUAAGGUUGUUCACGUCAAUGGAUAUGGGAAGAUAACUGGCAAAAAUCAGGUCACUGCUUCUAAGGCUGAUGGGAGCACUCAAGUUAUUGAUACAAAGAACAUUCUCAUAGCUACAGGUUCAGAAGUUACUCCCUUUCCUGGAAUCACGAUUGAUGAAGAUACGAUAGUGUCAUCUACAGGUGCUUUGUCUUUAAAAAAAGUUCCAGAGAAGAUGGUUGUCAUUGGUGCAGGAGUAAUAGGUGUAGAAUUGGGUUCAGUUUGGCAAAGACUUGGUGCAGAUGUGACAGCAGUUGAGUUUUUGGGUCAUGUUGGUGGAAUUGGAAUUGAUAUGGAGAUAUCUAAAAACUUUCAACGCAUCCUUCAAAAACAGGGAUUUAAAUUUAAAUUGAAUACAAAGGUUACUGGUGCUACCAAGAAGUCAGAUGGAAAAAUUGAUGUUUCUAUUGAAGCUGCUUCUGGUGGGAAAGCUGAAGUUAUCACUUGUGAUGUACUCUUGGUUUGCAUUGGCCGACGACCCUUUACUCAGAAUUUAGGACUGGAAGAGCUUGGAAUUGACCUAGAUUCCAGAGGUAGAAUUCCAGUGAAUACCCGAUUCCAAACUAAAAUUCCAAAUAUUUAUGCUAUUGGUGAUGUGGUUGCUGGUCCAAUGCUGGCUCACAAAGCAGAGGAUGAAGGCAUUAUCUGUGUUGAAGGAAUGGCAGGUGGUGCUGUGCACAUUGACUACAAUUGUGUGCCCUCAGUGAUUUACACACACCCUGAAGUUGCUUGGGUUGGCAAAUCAGAAGAGCAGUUGAAAGAAGAGGCUAUUGAGUACAAAGUUGGGAAAUUCCCAUUUGCUGCUAACAGCAGAGCUAAGACUAACGCUGACACAGAUGGCAUGGUGAAGAUUCUUGGGCAGAAAUCAACGGACAGAGUAUUGGGAGCACAUAUUCUAGGACCAGGUGCUGGAGAAAUGGUAAAUGAAGCUGCUCUUGCUUUGGAAUAUGGAGCAUCCUGUGAAGAUAUAGCAAGAGUCUGUCACGCGCAUCCGACCUUAUCAGAAGCUUUUAGAGAAGCAAACCUGGCUGCAUCAUUUGGCAAAUCAAUCAACUUUUAAAUUAGAAGAUUAUAUAUAUUUUUUCCUGAAAUCUCCUGAGAGCUUUUGUAGAAGUCACAUUUCUGAACAGGAAAUGCUUACAGCUCCAAGAAUUUCUAGGACUGUAUUAAACUUUUGGAAGGUAUUUAAUAGGUUUGGACAGAAUGGAGUAAUCCCACAUCUAUAUUUUAAAUAUACUUAAUUAUUUUAUUUCAGUGCAUUAAUAUUGCAGAAAAAAAUCUACUUAUAGUAGCAUCCUGGAAAAUUUCCAUCAACCCCAUGUUUUCAUGCUGUUUAUGAAAGUUUCAACUUCACUGAAUUUAUAUUAAGUAGCUUUUAUUCCUGAUACAGUAAAGUUGAAUUUACUUACACAA
This is a messenger RNA of Loxodonta africana (African savanna elephant), 1978 nucleotides long. It is a transcript of the gene DLD, whose product is annotated as dihydrolipoamide dehydrogenase. Gene Ontology annotation, molecular function: dihydrolipoyl dehydrogenase (NADH) activity; flavin adenine dinucleotide binding. The transcript is spliced from 14 exons. Lineage: Eukaryota; Metazoa; Chordata; Mammalia; Proboscidea; Elephantidae. The record is from RefSeq and is a predicted model, not a curated record. Gene Ontology annotation, cellular component: oxoglutarate dehydrogenase complex; mitochondrion. Bases 96 to 1625 code for a protein of 509 amino acids.